AAACCCAUGGCUCCCUUUGACCUUGACGCUUGUAUUGAACAACUUCUCCGGAAACAAUUACUGCAUGAAGCUCUCCUUCGUGAAAUAUGCGAGAAGACGAAGGAGGUCCUUAUGCGAGAAUCUAAUGUCGUCCAUGUUAGCGCACCAGUGACAGUAGUGGGAGAUAUACACGGACAGUUCUACGAUCUCAUUGAGAUAUUCAGGAUAGGCGGAUAUGCUCCUAACACAAACUAUCUCUUCCUUGGCGACUACGUUGACCGUGGCCUCUUCAGCGUGGAGACAAUAUCUCUCUUGACAUGCUUGAAGCUGCGUUAUCCAGAUCGAGUACAACUGAUUCGAGGAAAUCAUGAAUCCAGAGCCGUAACUCAAACUUACGGAUUUUACACUGAAUGUGUCCGCAAGUACGGAUCUUCGCAUGUCUGGACAUACUUUACGGACAUGUUCGACUUUCUGACAUUGUCAGUUGUCAUUGACGAUCGGAUAUUUUGCGUUCACGGCGGUCUAUCACCUUCAAUACACUCAAUAGACCAAAUAAAAGUUGUGGAUCGAUUUCGAGAAAUACCACAUGAAGGACCAAUGGCCGAUUUGGUUUGGUCGGAUCCCGAUCCUGAAAAAGAGGAUUUCGCCAUCUCACCUCGUGGUGCCGGCUAUACAUUUGGUUCUGGGGUCGUACACAAAUUCUUGGAGAUCAACAAGAUGUCACAUAUCCUCCGCGCACAUCAGUUAUGUAUGGAAGGCUACGCAUCGUUGUUCGACCGGCACCUCUCGACCGUAUGGUCAGCUCCCAAUUAUUGUUAUCGAUGCGGUAAUUCCGCAAGUAUCUUAGAAGUAGGUCCGGGUGGAUCUAUGUAUUUCAAUGUGUUUGAAGCUGCGCCUGAAAACGAGCGAGAUGGACCAACACAACAAGCUGCUCAGAACGCAAGUGGAAAGUUGCCAGAAUAUUUCUUAUAGUGUUAGCCUGUUUCGAGUAUCAUAAAUAUGGAUUCUGUAUCAAUACCUAGUCAGGCUGCAUUGAGAGAUUGAGAGAUAGUAACCGUUCUCACCGG
This is a messenger RNA of Lentinula edodes (shiitake mushroom), 1046 nucleotides long. Its product is annotated as Metallo-dependent phosphatase-like protein. Gene Ontology annotation, molecular function: protein serine/threonine phosphatase activity. The record is from RefSeq and is a predicted model, not a curated record. Bases 7 to 951 code for a protein of 314 amino acids. The transcript has 8 exons. Gene Ontology annotation, cellular component: FAR/SIP/STRIPAK complex. NCBI's taxonomy places the organism in Eukaryota, Fungi, Basidiomycota, Agaricomycetes, Agaricales, Omphalotaceae. Gene Ontology annotation, biological process: peptidyl-serine dephosphorylation.